CAUCCUGCUUGUGUAUCGAUAUGUAUCUUCUAUUGGUGGCGACAUCCCUUUCUCUUCUCCGCCUCGUGCGGGCUGCACAACACCCCCUCUAUUUCGACUUUCAAGAGGAUGUCUGCAGUGUCACAGAACAGAGUUUCUUUCCCACUUUGAGAGUCCCACGGAUCGAGGAAGAGCACAAGCACUCGGGAAGCUGCAGCCAUCACGAGCCUGCGCAAGCUCAAGUACCUGAAUCUCCCUACGCGCCCUGGACGCACAAAAAACAGUGUCUCGAGGACGAUGAGAAUUACCAAGAAUACUGCGUCUACACCAACGCAAACUUCGCCAACAGUCGAGGAAUAUCAUUCUUCACAACGCGAUCGAUAACAAAACAGGUGGAAUCCCUGCCCGCCUUCGUGCGACAAGGAGUCCACGAGAAGACCAACAAAUUCGACGACCCGCCAUGGGAAGUCAGAAAUGUUCCGGGUCGAGGCAAUGGUCUAUUCGCAACGCGGACCCUCCAUCGAGGAGAUGAGAUUAUUGCCGCUACUCCGGUAGGAGUAUAUCACCAGGAUGCUUUCAUUCCCGACCGUCCGAUCGGGUAUGAAUACCUUCGGAAGACUUUUGACCAGCUGCCGAAUACUACGCGAGAGAUCAUCCUUCGGACGGCGGCGAAUAACCAGGGAGAUCCUAUUAUGGAGAGAAUCAACACGAAUGCUUUCCUUGGAGAAUUUGAGGGCGCUCCUCACUUCCUCUUUUAUCCCGAGACUGCUCUCAUGAACCAUGAUUGCCGUCCAAAUUCAAUGCAUUACCACGACCCCUCAACCCUAAUCCACGCCACAUAUGCAUCCCGAACCAUUUCACCUGGAGAAGAGAUAACCAUCACUUACAUCAACAUCCUUCAAACCCACGCCGAGAGACAAUUUCACCUAAAAAACGUCUGGGGUUUCGACUGCACCUGCUCACUCUGCUCCUCCAACCCGGGCGAAAUCUCCACCUCCGAUUCCCGCAUCCGGGAAAUCUUGCAAAUGCAAACGCACCUCGGAGACUGGAACCCAAAUUCCCUCGGAACGCCGCGAAUGGCACGGCAGUUGUUAGCUCUUUACGAAGCGGAGGAGGUGCAUGCAGCGAUGGGGAAGGGUCACGUGUUUGCUGCGCUGGCGUAUAAUGCUGUUGGUGAUACUUACAAAGCCAAAAAACACGCGAAGUCGGCGAUUGAGGCGGGAGUGGUGAGUAGUGGGGAGGAGAAUGUGGAUCUGAGGGAUAUGACAACGUUAAAAGAGAAUCCGGAGGGGCAUUGGAGUUUUAUGGCCAGAGUUCCGAAGUAGUAAUUCAUUAAUGCAUCAAAGCAUCAAGUUUGAUUAUGAAACGGUUUGGAUAGUCCCCAGAGACACGAUAAGGACAGCGCAGCACCUACUAAUCCGUCAAUAAAG
This is a messenger RNA of Hyaloscypha bicolor E, 1409 nucleotides long. Its product is annotated as SET domain-containing protein. The record is from RefSeq and is a predicted model, not a curated record. Bases 21 to 1304 code for a protein of 427 amino acids. Gene Ontology annotation, molecular function: protein binding. The transcript is spliced from 4 exons. NCBI's taxonomy places the organism in Eukaryota, Fungi, Ascomycota, Leotiomycetes, Helotiales, Hyaloscyphaceae.